CUCAUCUUCUUCCUAAGCCCAAAUCCCUAAUCGUUUCUACCUCUGCCUGAAUCGAAUCCCCCUCUCAUCCAUUGAUUUCUUCUUUGCUAACCCUUCCUCCAUCAAAUCCCUCAAAUCUUCACACCAAUCUUUGUCUCCGUUAAAGCUCUUGCCUUUCUUCAGCAACCCCUUCUUCUCCUCAUCCUAAAUCUGUCGAAGUCCUUUCGAAUGACCUUGGUCGAUACUUUUAUCUCGACGACCAAGCAAUGGCCAUAGAAGUGAUCUCGCUUGCCAUUGUCGAAGGAUUUGACAAUGACGACCUAGCAACUGGCAUAACGACCUUGAAGGACGAUGGCAGCCUUGAAAGAUAUGGCGACCUUAAAGGACAAUAGUUGGGUUUGGCUUCAAGAACUUCACCAUUGCUCACUCAAUUUCCAACUCCCAAAUCCUAAUGAUUGCCUUUUCAUUGCCUUUUUUUUUUUCCUAUGUAAAUCAAGAAAUGGUGAUAAGAAGAAACUCGAAUUCUUCUUUGAAUUUAUUACAAAUCUGCUAGUUUGAUUUUUUUGGUUCUUGAGUUUUUCUUGUGCCUUUCCUUUUCUAUUUCUCUGAAUUUCUUCAUUUGUUACCUUACUUUGAUAUGGGUUUCUUUGGUUGUGUCUUUUUCUUUUGUUCUUUUUUGCUUCACCAUUCUUGGCUCGGGUAUUGGAUCUAGGAUUUUCUGUGUGUUGAUUUUGGAUUUCAUGGUUAGGCAGUUGUUGAAAUUGGUAGAGGAGAGGCAAUAUUGCUCAAGAUUAUGGGAACAAAUUUCAUUUGAAAUU
Messenger RNA from Rubroshorea leprosula, 797 nucleotides. The record is from the annotation of a GenBank genome assembly. Lineage: Eukaryota; Viridiplantae; Streptophyta; Magnoliopsida; Malvales; Dipterocarpaceae.